This is a messenger RNA of Myripristis murdjan (pinecone soldierfish), 2663 nucleotides long. It is a transcript of the gene stac, whose product is annotated as SH3 and cysteine rich domain. Gene Ontology annotation, biological process: positive regulation of voltage-gated calcium channel activity; positive regulation of protein localization to plasma membrane; skeletal muscle contraction. Gene Ontology annotation, molecular function: transmembrane transporter binding. The transcript is spliced from 12 exons. NCBI's taxonomy places the organism in Eukaryota, Metazoa, Chordata, Actinopteri, Holocentriformes, Holocentridae. The record is from RefSeq and is a predicted model, not a curated record. Bases 309 to 1649 code for a protein of 446 amino acids.
GCAGCAUUACGCACAACGAGAUAAACGCCAAACUCUCCUUUAGAUGGGCAGAGCGCUCUCAAGAUCAGCUCGACCGAGUUUCAUCUUGUGAUUUGGCAAACACCGACACUUUCAGAAGUUAUUCUAUUUUUUUUUUUUUUCUGUCGGCGUAGGAGAAUCGGUUCUCUUCCUCGCAGGAACAGUGGAUCCGUAUGACUUCUCUAUCGUCCGGUCACGGUGACCGUAAAGGCACGGCAGUGAUGUAGCCAAGACAUAUUUGGGAGGAACAAACUGCGGAGCAACAGUUCUUGAGAUCCGAGUAGGAGAGGAUGAUCCCUCCGGCGAACAUGAUUCAGGACGAAAGUGGAGUCAAAGAGGACAGACGGGACCAGAAGGAGACCCCCCAGUCCCCGGCGGUGACCGUCAGCCCGCAGGAAACCAAGAAUACUGUGAGGCCUGACCAUCACAAGCACAAGCUGCAGAAACUGAAGCGCUCCUUGUCCUUCAAGACCAAGAGCAUUCGCAGCAAGAGUGCCGACAACUUUUUCCGGACCACCAGUGACAACAAGACGGAGCUUCUCUCUGAUGUGAGCAGCAGCACGGGCCAUCUCAGCACCAUUGGGAUGGCCCCGCCGCACACCACCCACCUCCCCAUCCCGCCGGUCCCUCCAGCCAUCCCCAGUGCCCCUCCUCCGACUUCACGCUCACAGGCACGCAACCCGCUGCAGGUUGACUCGGCGGGGCACUGCUUCAUGGAGCACAUCUUCAAGAAGCCCACCUUCUGCGACGUCUGCAACCACAUGAUCGUAGGUACGACAGCCAAGCAUGUGGUGUUCCUGGCGGGGAACACGGCGAAGCACGGCCUGCGCUGCAAAGCCUGCAAGAUGAGCCUCCACCACAAAUGUGAGAAUGGCGUGGGGCAGCAGCGCUGCAUGGGGAAACUGCCAAAGGGCUUUCGGCGGUACUACAGCUCCCCAUUACUGAUCCAGGAACAGUUCGGAUGCAUCAAAGAAGUCAUGCCCAUCGCCUGCGGCAAUAAGGUGGACCCGGUGUACGAGGCCCUGAGGUUUGGGACGUCGCUGGCACAAAAAGCCAAAAGGGCCAGCGGCUCCGAGUCUCCUCACAGAAACUCGACCAGUGACUUGGAUAAUGUUCCAGAGGAAGCGGUGGCUCACAGCAGUAGGCAGGAGCUGUCUAGAAAACACAGUGAUGAGGUUUUCGCAGUCCUGGAGAACGGGACAGAGAAUUUCCACCAGCCAGAGAGAAAGUCUGAGGAUUCACCGCAUGAGCAGCGUCAGACGCAGAAAGACGUCCUGCAGCUCAACACCUAUGUGGCCUUGUACAGUUUCACUCCCCAGGAGAGCCAGGACCUGGAGAUGAGACCAGGAGACAGGAUCUUACUGGCUGAUGACUCCAAUGAUGACUGGUGGAAGGGUGUAAUUGAGGACAGGAUCGGUUUCUUCCCAGCGUCCUUUGCUCAUCAGGUGCGGACUGGGGACCAAGUGUUCAGGUGUAACAGGACGUUUAUUGGCUGUAAGGAACAAGGCCAAAUCACCCUGAAGGAGGGACAGAUCUGUGUGAGCAGCGAGGGCGAGCGCAGCGGCUUCAUCCGAGUGGCCAGCGGAAAGAAGAGAGGCUACGUACCCUGUGAUGUUCUGGAAAUCAUCUGAGGCAAAAGAUCAGGGGGACGAAGAGAGAGAGAUUUAGAGAGAAAUGGAGAAAGCGAGAACGAGAGAGGUAGAGGUGACAGAGAGAAUCAGACAGAGAGAGAGAGAGAGAGAGAAGGAGGGUUUGAUGGCUGUGGCAGUAGCUGGGAUUAGUCGUCAGGCUCCCAAAAGGUCAGGGGUCGAGGAGCGGUGAACCUUUAAAAUGGCCACGUGAUACCAGUGAGGGAAUUCGCCGUCUGCAGAAUCGUGAGUCCAAACUUCAGGAGGCGUUGCUGCUCCCGUCGCUGUGGACUCAACUUUUGUUGCAGGUCAGAGCCUCUGACUGAGUCUUUGGUACCUUCCUCGCUCCCUCUCAGCCCAGAAGGAGAGACGCUGGGAUGAUGGACCACAUCUUGUGACUGCAGGUCACUGUAUCACUGGAUUUGAUUUAAUUUAGAGAGCCUACUUAAGUUUAUUUUUCCUUAUUUUUCCUCUGCCAGUCGUAGUUUAUUUUUGAAAGUGGAGCCGCCAGGCAGAAUGGAUGAGUUGUCUGCUCAAGCCUAAGAAAAGAAAACUUUAUGCCGUGAUUGUUUUUCAAGGUCUGAGUGCAUACAAAGACAUUCUUCUUACAAGUAAUUUAGUCUGUCAUUUUUUAACUUUAUGUUUCAAACAAGACUUUAGCUUUUAACUUCAGUUCACAAAAUAGUUGCCGGUACGUUUUGCUCUGAUGUGUCAGAUUAUAGUCCAUAACAUCAGCUCUGAUUUGAGAAGUUGAUCUGAGAUCAUGGUUUAGUACAAACAGCAUACAUGGUGAAAAAAGGGCAUAUGUAAAAUUGGUUCCUUUGCCUUCCAAAAGUCUAUGCACUUACUGUAUAAAGUCUAGCGUACACUUACACUUGUCCUAUGAAAGAAGGUCUCCUUACUUUGCUCUUGUAACAGGAGAGAAACAGAAAAAAAAACCCAUCAGAUGCUACAGAAAGAUGUGGGGGAGUAUUUUCAAAGGAGGCUGACACAAUCAAAGAGAUCAGAAAUUCUCUC